UAAGUGGAAGAUUUUCACGUAAAAGAGGUUUUAUAAAGAGAAUCAGUCUAUUUUCUUUAGAACGUAACAAAGUAUCUAGUAAUUAAAUUAUUAAUAGGUUAAUUAAGUCAAAAAAAAAAUCAAUUAUUAUAAUAGAUUAUAAUCAUCAUUUACCAUGUCCAGCAUAAGAAGUGUCUCACUAUGGAAUCUAAAUCAAGGAACAUUAACAAUGUGUUCUGCCGAAAUUUUAGGAACGGCAAUUUUAAUAUUUAUAGGAUGUAUGGGUUCUAUUGGAACAUUAGGUUCAUCACCACCACCACCAAUGCAAAGUGCCCUUACUUUUGGUCUUACUGUGAAUCUCAUUAUCAUGAUGCUCGGUCACAUAAGUGGAGCUCAUUUAAAUCCGGCUGUUACAAUAGGAGCUGUUAUUUUGGGAAUUAAAUCCAUUCCCACUGGAAUAUUAUAUGUUAUAGCACAAUUUAUUGGAGCAAUAAUUGGUUAUGGAAUGUUAAUGGUUGUUACUCCGUACAUGCUAUUAGACGAUGGCCUAGGAAAAAAUAAUCCAUUUUGUGUGACGCUUGUACAUCCAGAAAUUUCUAUUUCACAAGCAAUUUUAAUUGAAACACUUUGUACUGGAUGCAUUUUAUUAGGUGCAUCCGCAACAUGGGACCCAAGAUGUGCCCAUACGACUGAUUCAACAGCAUUAAGAUUUGGUUUUUCAGUAGCUGCUCUUUCUUUUGCGGCUUCACCCUACACUGGUUGCAGUAUGAAUCCUGCGAGAACUUUUGCCCCAGCUAUAUUUCAAAAUGCAUGGGAAAAUCAUUGGGUGUAUUGGGUUGGGCCAAUUUUUGGAGCACUUCUAGGAACAUAUACAUAUAAAAUUUUAUUUGGUGUUCCAACGAAAGAAUGUAAAAAGGAUUCUUUCGCUUCAGAGAGUAUCGAUAGAAAAAUUCACGAUGAAAUACUUUAAAAAUUUGUUUCAAAAAUUUUUAAAUUAAAAAAAUUUUUCAUUUAUGUAAAUAUAAUAUAUUUAAAUAAUAAUAUAUACUUUAUAAUGAAUAUAAAAUUAUAUAUUUAUGUAUUAUAACAUAAUUUAUUAAAUGUACAUUUAUAAUAUAAUAAAGUAAAUAAUAAUUUACGUAAA
Messenger RNA from Leptopilina boulardi, 1123 nucleotides. RefSeq names its product aquaporin-4-like. Lineage: Eukaryota; Metazoa; Arthropoda; Insecta; Hymenoptera; Figitidae. The transcript is spliced from 6 exons. Gene Ontology annotation, molecular function: water channel activity. Bases 155 to 949 code for a protein of 264 amino acids. The record is from RefSeq and is a predicted model, not a curated record. Gene Ontology annotation, biological process: transmembrane transport. Gene Ontology annotation, cellular component: plasma membrane.